AUGGCGGCGCCAGCCCCAAGAAACCACGGCUCUGCGCCUGAGCCUGCGGCACCGCGCCAGUUCAAGAAGCACCGGGUGCUGCCUCGGCCGGUUAUCGAUCAGGCGCACGACGGCUCCAGGCGCAAGGCGCAUGGCGCUCACCUAACUAGCGGCACGCUGGCGCCCAGAAGUUCGACGCCUCACCCGAUGUUAAGCUCAACGCCUCGCCCCGUUAUGAGCUCCCAGCCCUUGAAGCACCAGCUCAGAAGAAUAGGCACCGGGCCCGAUCUGCCUCCAACGCCACCCGCGCUGUCAAACGCAUCCUCCAGCGGCCAGUCCGCCACGCCAUCGAGUCCGACGAGCACAGAGAAUAGCGUUGGGCUGCCGCAUGUCGUCGCGAACCGACCGCCGGCCACGCCCCCCGACCAGCGCGGCCCCCCGACGCCAGAAGUCACCCCGCCGCAUCCCGUGAGCGUCGCCAAGAUGCAGCGUCCGAGCGUCAGGGGCCGUAUGGCUUCGGAAAGCACUAAUGGGCCGUCGUCGAGGGCCGAGUCCUUCAUCACCGCUCGCGAGGAACCGACUUCUUCAGAAGAUGAGGCUGAGAGACCAGCUGGCUGGCCUCGCAGAGUUUCCACGGCUUCGCAAAUCACCAUCACUCGUUCUGAUAAGACUGAUGUUGCCAAUGAGGCACGGCCGACGACUCCUUCAGAUAGGAUGACAACGAAGGAUGUGGCGCUAGAAGGAGAGGAUCAGACACCAAAGGUGAAAGGCAAAAGAGCUGAAUCUGUUGGCACACAGAACCCUAUUGUUGAAGCUGGACAUCCGCAAGAUGCCCACAUAUCCCCUGUGAUAACGCCCCAGAAACACCAGCAUCAACGCCGAUCGCCGGGAGUGUCACGUCCAAUCCUACACCAUGAUCGGGAUCCUGUUGUCAAGGAUAAAGUGUCCGUUGCUCCUACAGAUGCGACACAAGCUGUGCGUAAAAUGCAACUUCAAGAGGCCGCACCAGUAACGUCAUCCUCGAAGAGACACGACGAUCAAAAGCCGGUCCAGCUGGCUCACCCACAGGUGGAGGCUACAGCAAAGCGAAAUGCACGACCGCUAAGCACGUCUAGCCAGUCGACUGUUGUCGAAGUACUUUUAGUGGAUGAACGUCCGAAAAGACAAAGGGCUCUGCGUCAUAUGCGAAAGCAAAGUACCUUGCGAGAUGUUACUGAUAACAGGGAAAAUGAGGGCUCGGUUGCCAAGAGUGCAGACCCAAAUGAGACUCAGAAAGCUCCAGAAGCUGCACAGAGUUCGAAACCAGAAACCUAUGAUCGCGAGAGCCAUGUGUCGACAGUGACAUACUCAACAAACAGAUCUAUAUCUAGCAGAAGUGCGAGACAGGAGAUUUGGCGAAGCGGCGCUAUCCCAGUAGUCAUAGUGCCCAGCCGACGAUCUUCUAGAGGUCCUAGGAGCAAGGAGCCUUCUCUUCGAUCGACGUCAAGUAGGCAUUCGGACAAGGCAAAGAGCACAAAGAGCACUCAUUCCGCCCCUGCUCCAGAUCCCGCGCCCUCUAGGAGCUCUGGCCCUGUCUUUGAGCGACCUGGUCGCCGGAGUCGAGCAUAUUCCGAAUCUGAUGGCUCUGUCAGGACAAUUGACUUUCCCCCAGUGAUUCCGGCGCGAUCCUCGUCGCUCUCUGCCCCGACCAGUCGAAACGUUUCCAGAGUUGGAUCAAUUAAAGCUAGCAGUGUCAAAGUUCACUGCACCUCGAUUGAACAACAGUCCGACCGCCAUUUGAGCCAGGAAGUGCACAUUAUCUGCCCUAGCACGCCUUCGAUAGACCCAUUGACCCCUACAUCUCCGGAAAUGAAAGAUUUGUCAAGGGAAGAGACCUUUGACCACCUUGGCUUUAGCCAACACGACGACGUGUUAUCUGUAAAAAGGAUUCCACUGCGAAACACGCCGUUCUCGGUUGCGUCCAUGGAGACGUGCGCAACAGCUCCAGAGCUGUCAGAAGCUCUUGCUGUUCACAUGUUUCCCCAUCAAAACUCAUCGGUCCUCAUGGUUGACCAUUCAAAUCGACCAUCAGAGAUUCUAAUAGCGAAACGGAUGUCCAGUCCGCCUAUACUAAUGGCGAACUCUGAAGAGAUGAUACCUGUCACUCCUCCUCGGAAAAGAUUCUCAUCACUCGAGGUGGACUCUCCUUUGCGCAACCCGCGAGCUCCGCCUCAACCACCAAAACAGCCACCUGAAUACCCGCCUGCGAUCAAUUUUAUUCCCGCUACGCCGUCGGGAAUGACACCUGCGGCUGAACGACUAAUCCUUCAAGGAAAUUACUUUGAAUCGCUGAAAGAAAAACCUCCCCGGCGGCCUUCUAUCGUCAGGAGAGCGCUCAGCCGACGUCGUCAUUCGAUAGCCUAUGUGCCAAGCUCGAGAGGAGGCUUUCUUGCGAGGACAUUUUCCAUGUCGCGCAGAAACCGCGACGAUAGCGACAUUUCUCUUUAUAAAGACAAUGAUAAGCCGACCGAGGAGGACAAGCUUCAUCCGAAUUGGCGCCCGCAAUGGAUUAGUGACACAGACUCCGAGCCUAUGGAUGAUGACGGCUACGAAAAUGACGAUUACGAUGACCACUAUGAGCGCGAUGAUGAAGUCUAUCGAUACCCCCCGGUGGAUAACCGUCCGCGAAGACGGACAAGGAGCUUCAGCCAAAAGGUGAAGCAGACAUUUGCAAUUCUGCCAUCACGAGAGUAUCACGUUGAUGACGUGUAUGGACCCCAGCGUCGGACAAUUCGACGAACUUCCAGCGGAAAUCUGCGAAUCGUACGCCGCAUCAGUAUUGGAUCUUUGAAGCAACGUCAGGGCCAAAGCGGAAACGAGAGAUAUACUGUGAACGGAGAACCUCGUACACGCUUCUGGCGAAACAGCAACGCUGGCCGAAGCAGUACACGGCGAUUUUCUAUUGGGGGCAAAUUGGAAGAUAUUCAGAAUAUACCCCACAAGAUAAGCGAGAGAAGGCGCGAGAAACGAUCACAGAGACUCAGACAGAUGAUUAGCGGACCGAAAGUAGUCCGAGACGGUGUUGGCGAAGUCAUCAGACGCUAACUAGGUGGUUCAAGAUGUCACCACUCGACGAUU
Molecule: messenger RNA, 3096 nt
Organism: Trichoderma atroviride IMI 206040
Lineage: Eukaryota; Fungi; Ascomycota; Sordariomycetes; Hypocreales; Hypocreaceae
Source: RefSeq, a predicted model, not a curated record